AUGACUGCGGCAACAUCAUCCCCCUUUCUCGAAGUUAAUAGACCUUCACUUGGUAAUUCAAAAAAAAGAAGUCUAAGCCUUCAGCCACCAUCAUUUAAUGCUUCUAGAAGCCCUCCUAGCAUUCAACGACCAUCAUUUAAUGCUCCCAGAAGAAGUGCUAGCCUUCAACCUCCAUCAUUUAAUACUUCUAGAGGAAGAAGUGUUAGCCCUCAACCCUUAUCGUCUAAUACUUCUAGAGGAAGAAGUGUGAGCCCUCAACCAUUAUCCUAUCGUAAACAUCAAGAUACAACUAAAAAGAUUGCUGAUCAAAUAUUGGGGAUCUUCUUGCAUUCACAACAUACUGGAAGAGAUGAUAAGCGGACCACGGAAAUAAUCUUGGAUACUAUCAAAAAAUUUAAUAGUGACGCGGCAAGAAUUCUUGACUGGUUGUCACAUAAUCAAAAUAAAUUGGAAUAUAAAACACUCCUUGGUUAUUUUUAUUUACAUGACAUAGGCACAGAAAUAGAUACGAGAAAGGCAUACAAUCUUUACCUUGCUGCCGCAAAAAAAGACUAUUCUAUUGCCCAAUAUUUACUUGGUGAAUG
Messenger RNA from Racocetra persica, 584 nucleotides. The record is from the annotation of a GenBank genome assembly. NCBI's taxonomy places the organism in Eukaryota, Fungi, Glomeromycota, Glomeromycetes, Diversisporales, Gigasporaceae.